This is a messenger RNA of Oncorhynchus tshawytscha (Chinook salmon), 3736 nucleotides long. RefSeq names its product nucleolar transcription factor 1-A. The coding region runs from base 216 to 2309 and encodes 697 amino acids. The record is from RefSeq and is a predicted model, not a curated record. Lineage: Eukaryota; Metazoa; Chordata; Actinopteri; Salmoniformes; Salmonidae. The transcript is spliced from 20 exons.
GGCGUUGGGCGGAGUUUCAUACCGAAACAGACGCUUCUUUUGUCGGAUCCGUUUCAACCUGACUCCCUGGGGUUUACGGCUGAAAAAUAGACACUUAAACAGCCCUAAAAUAAUUAACACGAAUACCUUGAUUUUUAGUAUCAACGCUGGUUUCUAACUGUCACGAAAGAAUCUCUAGGAAUCGGGUCAGUUGAGCUGCCCACAGACGCUGCACCAUGAACGGCAGCAGCAGUGUGCCCUCUGCCUCCCAGACCAUUCAGAUAAAAACCGAGCCAGUUGUGGAUGCAUGGAGUAAGGAGGACUGCCUCACUCUUUUGGAGAGGAUUCGGAGCUUGUUGCCUGAUGGUGAUGCCAUGAAAUACAAAACCACCGAGUCCCACUUUGACUGGGAGAAGGUCUGCUUCGGAGACUUUACUGGCGACAUGUGCAAACAGAAGUGGGCGAAGGUGUCUACUGAGGUGCGGAAGUUUAGGACUAUGACAGAGCUCAUAGUUGACGUCAUUGAGUUUGUGAAGAACCCUUACAAAGGGAAGAAAUUGAAGACACACCCAGACUUCCCAAAGAAACCACUUACGCCGUAUUUCCGGUUCUUUAUGGAGAAGCGAGCUAAGUAUGCCAAGAUCCACCCGGAGAUGAGCAACCUUGACCUCACCAAGAUUCUGUCCAAGAAAUACAAGGAGCUCCCAGACAAGAAAAAGCAAAAGUACAUCACAGAGUUUCAGCGAGAGAAGGAGUCAUUUGAGAAGAAUAUGGCCCGAUUCAAAGAGGACCACCCGGAGUUGAUAGAGGAGAGAAAGAAGUCGGACCUUCCUGAGAAGCCCAAGACGCCCCAGCAGCUGUGGUACAACCAUGAGAAGAAGACCUACAUGAAGCUCCACCCUGAUGUGAGCCAAAAGGAGCUGAAGGAGGCUCUGAGGAGACAGUGGUCCCAGCUCUCAGACAAGAAGAGACUAAAAUGGAUCAGCAAGGCCCUGGAGCUGCAGAAAGACUAUGCGGGCAGUAUGAAGGUCUACCAAGAGGCCCAUCCAGAUGCUGAAGAGCACGUCAAGUCCGUCCUCACCAAAGCUGAGCGGCAGCUCAAGGACAAGUUUGACGGCAGGCCAACCAAACCACCGCCGAACGGUUACUCCCUAUACUGUGCCGAGCUGAUGGUGAACAUGAAGGAUGUUCCCAGUACGGAGCGUAUGGUGCUGUGCAGUAAGCAGUGGAAGGUGAUGACGCAGAAGGAGAAGGACAUGUUUCAGAAACGCUGUGAGCAGAAAAAGAAGCAGUAUGAAAUUGACCUACAGAGGUUUCUAGAGAGUCUCCCAGAGGAGGAGAGGGACCGCGUGAUGACGGAGGAGAAGCUGGGGGGCUCGCGGCUGGGCAUGGGGGCUGCUGGCAGCCCGCAUGGAGCCAAGUCCCCCUCCGCCAAGGUGGGUCUCACAAAACUACAACAGGAGCGCUGUCGCGAAGCUGAGCUGGAGCACUGGGUGCACGCUGGCCUGACGGCGAAAGAGAAGCGUGACGGCAAGAAGAGGACCAAAAUCCCUGAGACGCCCAAGACUGCCGAGGAGAUGUGGCAACAGAGCGUCAUAGGAGACUACCUGGCCAAGUACAGGAGUGACCGCAAGAAGGCCCAGAGUGCUAUGGAGUCGGCUUGGAAGGCCAUGGAGAAGAAGGAGAAGAUCCCGUGGAUCAAGAAGGCGGCCGAUGACCAGAAGCGAUACGAGGUUCAGUACCGGCCCGUGAGGGAAUUGUUGGAGUCUAGAAUGCCCCAGUCAGGAGCAGGCCAGAGGAAACCCAAGUUUGAAGGGGAGCCCAAGAAGCCACCAGUGAGCGGCUACCAGAUGUUCUCCCAGGAGCUGCUGACCAACGGCGAGCUAAACCACUUCAGCCUGAAGGAGCGCAUGGUGGAGAUCGGCAAGCGCUGGCACAAACUCAGCCAGAGCCACAAGGACAAGUACAAGAAGCUGGUGGAGGAGCUGCAGAUUGAGUACAAGGCCGAGCUGGAGGCUUGGGUCAAGUCUCUCUCUCCCCAGGAGCGAGCUGUUUAUAAAGAGUUCUCCACCACAAAACGGCGGAGCACCACCAAAGCGCGGGGCGCCCAGGGGGCCAAGGUGUGUUUGAUGGCGACAGUGAAGGGGAAGGUGGUAGGUGCCAGAGCCGCAGCAGAGGUCGGAGGGGGCAAGCGGGCCAUGGCGUACCGGGCCAAGCAGGAUACGUCCGACUCGGACGAGGAUGAUAAGACGGACUCGUCAGACUCUGAUGAUGAAGAAUCGUCUGGCAGCUCCGACAGCGAAGAUGAGAUGUUCUAUCCUCUAGAAUGACGACGACCCAUCCGAGGGCUCCAGCAGCUCUUCCUCAGAGGACAGCAGUGACUCGGACUCAGAUUAGCCACCCCCCCAAAUAGGAGGGGCUGUGCGGGACACACCUCCUCGCGAGUCAGGCGCAGUUACAGCGGCGUCAUCAAUUCGCUCACAAGGAGAAAUGAGACUGGAGAAAGCGAGAUGAAAUAAAGAGACGAAUGGAAAAGUCAUGCUCCCCCUGUUGACCUGGAACACUUUUAUUCAACUGGGACGAGAUAUUUUACAGGGGCUGUUACACGUUCAAUGCCUUUCUAGGUGUUUAUUAUGAACUUGUUGCGACCUUUUUUUUUUUUUUUUUUUUAAACUUAAGGAAAUUUCUAAUUAAAGCGGUUGAGGCUUUUUUUAUGUUUUUGAACAAGACUGGUUUCUACAGAGUUGACUGGGAGGGGCAUAUUGAGGAGUUUGCUGUUUUUUGUCCUUGGGUCUAACAGUCCGUGCAGAGGGAGGACUGUUGCUGCUUUCCCUCCAUUGAAACAUCUGGUCAAACCCUCAAAUAAAAUGCACUUUUUUCUUGUGAAUUCUUCUUGUGUGAUUUCAACCGUUAGUUGAUGUUUAUUUAUAGAGCUUUAAUGUAAGAAGUAUGCUCAGCUCUGUUACUGAUGGGGUAGGUUUACAACCGAAAUGGCAACCUAUUCCAUAUAGUACACUACUUCUAGCCAUAACCAAGUGAGCAGGUGGCACUUGAACAUGUACGUAGUGGGAAACUAGUCUUAUCAUCCCUGAGCUCUGACUUGUCACAUGCGGGAUCUCUGUCACCUAAGGAAAUUACAUGCAUCCACGACUUGACUGGUAGAGCUUCCGACUUAGAAAUGUCUAACGCUGCGUUCAUGCCCAUGAAGGGACGAUCCACAAAAUACAGCUAUACUUUUCCCCACUAACCUUGGCUGUAGUCGAUUUCCCUAAACAAUUUGUAGUACCUGUAUGUAUUUGACAUUGCAAAAGUAUCCCUUUCUGGGUAAGCUGACCAAAUUCACUGAAAGCAAGUCUAAGAAGCGGUUGAUCUAUUUCUAUGCUUGCAGUUUCAAACAGCUGAAAAGACAUUUCUCAGCCGUUUACAUGGUACAAUGACUCUACACUAUACUAGCUUGUUUUGUUAGGCAAACUAUUAGAAUAUUUGCAACCAGGAAAUGGCAGUGAUUUCUGCAUAGUCCACCUUUAAAUUCUGUUUUAUCAAUGUCAAAAUUCAGAACUAAGUCAUGCAAUUUUCCAUUGCUCAUACUGUCUUUAUGUACAUAAUUCACAAAACAAAAAUGACAUGUUGCUUUUGUUUUUAUAUAGACAUAUCAAUAUUUAAACAAUCUCCAAACUUGUCUUUCCCCAGAUAUAAUACACACACACAUCCCCUGUACCAGGAGUGAUACCAAUAAAUAAACAGUCAACCACCUGUG